This is a messenger RNA of Saccostrea echinata, 3522 nucleotides long. RefSeq lists its product as uncharacterized. The record is from RefSeq and is a predicted model, not a curated record. Lineage: Eukaryota; Metazoa; Mollusca; Bivalvia; Ostreida; Ostreidae. The transcript is spliced from 8 exons. Bases 1 to 3522 code for a protein of 1173 amino acids.
AUGGGGUCUGGGGCCUCACAAAUUGAUGAUGAUGACGAUUAUAUGGAUGAGGAAUUAGACAAACCUCAACCGAAAAAAUCCCAGCCUAAAAAAAAAUUACAACGAAAGUCUCGGAAAGGUAAUCAAAACCCCUCCACUGAAGUCCCUACAACAUCCAAAGAUGAAUUGCUGGCAGAUGUGGACUUCAAGUAUAUUGAUAAUCACGCUUUCAAAGCCCCUCACUACCUGUUGUACACUUCCUUUGUGGAGCUGGCGGACUAUUUAACAGACGAGGGCGCCUGGCAGGAUGACCUUGUCAAGGUCAGAUCAGUGUUCCGCUGGAUUACGUCAUACAACCUAAAGAAAAUGCAGAUUGGUCCCAAUCCGCCCGCGAACACUGUCCUGGAGUAUCUCAGCAAGAUCAACUGUAACAUCGGCAACCACGCCAACUUAUUCUACAUACUGUGCCAAAUGGUGGACGUGCCUUGUGUUAUUGUUGACGGUGUCACCAAAAGUUCCGCGUACAAACUCGGGGAACCUCUUAACAAAAAAGCCAUCAAAGCUCAAUGGAACGCUGUCUACGUUAGAGACGAAUGGCGCCUCCUUGAUGUGUACUGGGCAACAACAUGUGUGGAAAUCAACAGCGGGGACACCCCUGGGGAAAUUCAAAUCAAGAAAUACGCUAAGACAAAAGUGGACAAAAAGACCAAGUUAGAACACAGAGAGCCGGUGGACGAGUGUUACUUUUUCACUGAGCCGUAUCACCUAAUAUGGACACAUCUUCCGGAUGACGAGAAAUGGCAGCUUCUGCCACAUCCAAUUAAGGAAUCGGAAUUUGAAAAACUUGUGUAUGUACGAGAGAGAAUGCAUGAACUUGAAGUGGACUUUCCUGCCAAAAAGAAUAGGCGAGUAAACGUGUUUCUGAAACAAGGUAUCGGACACAUUGAGUUAGAUCUUCCUCCCAAGCGGAGUAAGUUUCUGCGGUUUAAAUUCGCGUUUUAUCGAUCUAAAGGAUCGAUGGAUGACGACAAGGACAUUGAUGUUAUGCUAAAUAACUGUGUGAAGAUGAAUCAGACAGGUACAAACCUGUUCUUUGACUUUGACGUGCCAGUUUGUGGAACCUUCAACUUUGAAAUCUAUGGAAAAGAUGCUAAUCACAAGGAAUUGCAAGAAUUUGAUCUAAUGUGCACAUACUGCAUUCGAGCGCCUGUUCCGGAAAGGAAACCCCUUCCGCUUCCGGAUAAUCCGGAAAUAGGUUGGGGUCCAAACAUGAAGACUCUUAAAAGUGGAAUAAAGCCAGUAACUCAUAAAAGGUCCAAAAUAAUUACAGACGAUGGCAUUUUGGAGAUAAAAAUUCAAGCUCAAAAGGAGUCCAACUUGACGAUGGAACUAAGGUCCGGAGUUGUUGAUGAUGCUGCAAUUGUAAAGUACGCCAUAAUAAGGUGGGAAGACGGCCAUUACAUCAUUAACACAAGACUUCCAAAAGCUGGACAUUACAUCAUGAAAAUAAACGCUCGCAACCCUAAAAAGGGAACUAGUGUUGAAAAUGUAUUAAAUUACAUUAUAAAAAACAAUGGUAAGGAGGAGAUUGAUAAUCCCUACCCGCACAUUGAGAACGGUGUCAUAGGACCUACCGAGAGUGCGGAAAAUCUUGGUGUUCGUGCUGUGUUCGCGGAAAACAUUAUAAGAGCGAAAAAAGGCAAAACAGUAGUAGAGAUAGCGGCUGAUGAAGAGACCAAAAUCAUGCACGAAGUAGACUGCACGAACGAAGAGGGAAGGAACACUAUGGUGGCCAACGCAUCACAGGAAGGUCAAAUUCACACGUACGAUUUGGAUCUACCUGUUGCAGGAGAGUACUCACUCAAUAUUUACGAGAAACAACAAUCUGGUGUCAAUGUUCUGUAUGCAUUUUUAAUUUUAUCCACCGGAAAACCAAAGAAGCCCGUCGGAAACAAGUCUGACAGAACCAAAUCGAGAGGUUCGUUGUCCAACAAAUCAACAGUCAUUGACCUGUCAGACGCGCCUGUUAGCAAUAAAUCAAACACAAAUACACCACGACUGAUCACCAAAACAUUCCGUACUAAAGAAGUCGAGCUUUAUGUACCUGCACCUGAUGACACCGUCAAUAUUGUCGCCAUUUUGACUCCAAAAGAAACACCAACGAACACGACAAACGUGGUUCCCCUUCGCAAAGAUGGAAGUAAUUGGUUCAACGUACCGCUUGCUUCCGUGGGUGAAUAUAAAUUUGACGUCAUGAAACAAAACUGUGACUCUUCCAUCAGCUAUAUCGCCAAAUAUAAGAUUCGUCGGCUGGACAUUAACUCAGCAGAGGCCAACCAACCGGAACAGCCGGCCUUUGACCCGGAUGCACACUUCAAGGCACGAACGAAAAAGAAGGAAGAAGUUACCCAGAAUCUGGAAGACGCCAUCGAAUCCCAAAGUGUUGGGAGGAUCGAGAAUGCGAUGAUUGUAUAUGCUGGUAACGUUAGUAACAACAGUCAGGACCGCCUACUGGAGAAAGCUGAGCAGACACUGAAGACACUAUCUGUCAGAAAAGAUUUACUGGGUGCAUACGAAAAAAGGCACAUUCCCACACUUGAGCGCAUGUUAAAUAGAGCACGCGCCAACAACUUCAACAAUAUCCUGGAUUCCGAGAUUGUGCUGGCUAGCCGCCUGCUGGACAGACUAAACAACCUAAAGAGCCUGCGGAAGGAAGUGAUGAUGAAAGACUCAAAGGCUCUGACGGAACUGAAGCGUUACGCUAAUCCCCCGGCGGGGGUCUAUGAAGUGAUGUCGUGUACGCUCCUACUGCUUGGACACCCACCAUGGGAAAUAGACACAUGGGCAAAAUGCAGAGCAAUAAUAAGCCGCACCGGAAAAGAUUCUAUAAAAUUCAAAAUGGCUGAUUUUGACCCACGUGACGUGCCGCUAGAUGUCGCACUUGAUGGCAGAGACUUAAUAGAUCCAUUCACUGAAAAACAGAUUUAUGACGUCAGUCCAACUGCCGCUGCAUUCCAUUAUUGGGACACCCGUCAGCUAACGGAGGUAGAGACCACUGCUGUAUCUUUAGGAGGAAAGAAUUUCGCACCAGACGAGGUGCAGGAACUCGAGACUAUAGCUGAGAGCGAGAAUUCUGAAUUAAACAGUACAGACGUGUUACCUCUGACAGAAGAAAACCUCAAUCAGUUUGACAAUACCUCCAAACAAAAUGGCCACGUUCAAUUCGACCAAAGCUCUUCUCCAAAAACAAACGGACAUGGGCCGCCUCCAACCUCAAAUAAUAUCAGCGACACACACUCACGUAAACCUAGCACAGCAUCACGCCCCCUAUCGGAUAGAACUGUCGGAUCUAAUGGAAACUCUAGACCCUCUCCUCUCCCUCCUAUCACCCCUCGAGGGACCUACACAAACGGGUCCCCAGCAUUAACGAACCCUGCCUCGUUGACACCCCGAGGGCGAAAAAUAUUCAACUACAGAACCUCCAGGAAGAGUGGCUUCGUAAAUCUGAGAAAACUCGGAAUUAUUCCUGACUGGAAAGGUUGA